AGAGACAGACGGACUGAAAGACAGACGAUCAGAUUCACCUUCAGACCAAACUAACAACUUCCUCUGAGUUCAGCUACAGGAGAGAAAAGUGGAAACUACAACCCUGCUGCGUCAACCUGCGGACCCUCCACCCCCUGAAGCUUCACUCAGAGACAACAUGGCUUCCAGGUUAGAGGAAGAUCUCUGCUGUCCGGUCUGUAAGGACGUCUUUAGAGAUCCUGUCAUCCUGUCCUGCUGCCACAGCUUCUGUAAAGCCUGUCUGCAGACCUGGUGGACGAGGAAAGAAGUAAAGGAUUGUCCAGUUUGUAGGAGAACAUCUUCAAGUAUAAAUCCCCCUCGUAAUCUGUCUUUAAAGAACCUGUGUGAGGCCUUCUCACUGGAGAGAGGUCAGAGAUCUCCAGAGGCUCUCUGCAGUCUGCACUCUGAGAAGCUCAGACUCUUCUGUCUGGACCAUCAGCAGCCAGUGUGUCUCGUCUGCAGAGAUUCAAGAACACACAAAAACCACAGAUUCAGACCCAUGGAUGAAGCUGCUCAGGAUCUCAGAGAGGAGCUCCAGAAAGCUCUGCAUCCCUUAAAGAAGAAACUGAAGCUCUUUGAAGAAGUUAAAGUGAAGUUUGAUCAAACAGCAGGACACAUGAAGGUCCAGGCUCAACACACAGAGACGCAGAUUAAGGAGCAGUUUAAGAAGCUUCACCAGUUUCUAGAAGAGGAAGAGGAGGCCAGGAUGGCUGCACUGAGGAAGGAAGAGGGGCAGAAGAGGAGGAUGAUGGAGGAGAAGAUGGUGGCUAUGAGCAGAGAGAUAGCAGCUAUUUCACACACAGUCAGAGCCACAGAGGAGGAGCUGAGAGCUGAAGACGUCUCCUUCCUGCUCAACUGCAAGGCUGUAGUGGAGAGGCUGCAGCGCCCCCUGCUGGAGGACCCACAGCUGCCCUCAGGAGCUCUGAUAGACCAGGCCAAACACCUGGGCAACCUCAGCUUCAACAUCUGGAGCAAGAUGAAGAACAUGGUGUCCUACUCUCCUCUCAUCCUGGACCCAAACACUGCUCAUCCAAGACUCAUCCUGUCUGAAGAUCUGACCAGAGUGAGACAAGGAGGAUGGAGACUUCCUAAUAAUCCAGAGAGGUUUGAUAAAUACCCCUCUGUCAUGGGCUCUGAGGGCUUUAACUCAGGGACUCACAGCUGGGAUGUCCAGGUUACAGGCAGUACAUUCUGGUUUCUGGGUGUGUUAGCAGAGUCUGUCCAGAGGAAGGGAGUCAUACUGUCUGGAUUAUGGAGAAUAUGUUUCUGUAAAGGUAAAUACUCAGCAUGGUCACCAUCAGUUCCAGAAACUGCUCUCCGCCUGAAGAAGAAGCUCCAGAGGGUCAGAGUUAAUCUGGACUGGAACAGAGGAAAGUUGUCGUUCUCUGAUCCUGACACUAACACACACAUACACACCUUCACACACACUUUCACUGAGAGGAUGUUUCCAUACAUUGGCACUGUGGGUGUAGUGAACAUAUUACCACUGAAGGUGUGUGUGACAGUGGAUCAGAGAAGGUAGAGAUAAACAGGAUCAUUAUACCUAUGAUGUUUAUCUCUUAAAGCAGGCGUGUGUAUCUUUCUGGGUCUGUAUAAGGAUCAGCUCCUUCUUACAUCCAGGCCUCGGUUAAACCAUAUUCUCCAUCACGUUCACUUCUCUCGACGUCAGCCAAUCAGAUUGCUGCUCCCUCACUGAGAGUGGGAUCCAGGUACCCCCCCAAAACACACCUAGCGGUGGUGAGGUGAAAUCAGGGUUAAUGUUAUAAUUAUUACAUUUAAUUCAUACCCAGCUAGAAAUGUUUGUUGUUAACAUUCACUCUUCCAGGAAUGUUUUCAGCGGGAAGUUUUCUUUUGGUUUCCAGAAUGUUCUUCUGAAGGGUAGGAUAGCGUUCUCUAACAACAUUCUUAAAAUAUUUUGUGAUGACCUUCUUCAGAUGUUUUUGAUAAUAUUGUUCGAACAUUAUGCCCUACUAUUCUUAAAACGUUUUCAGCGUCUUGUGCUGCAUUCACUUGCACUCGGACAUUAGGGAUUUUCUCUCAUAAAUGUCCGAUGAGCCACAACUUUUAUUGCAAAACAAAGCUACCUACUGGGAUGGCAGCUGGGGUGGCAAGGCUAUUUUUUAGGGUGGCAGUUGCCACCCCAUGCCACCCCGGUAGAUCCGCCCCUGACUCCCCCUGCUGGUUAUACUACAAUAAUACAUUUCUUUGAAGUUAUGAAGAAAAUGCUUUGGGUUUAUAAAAAAUAGCAUUUAUUCGUUUUUUUAUGUUAUUGUUAUAAUUAGUUUUGAUGGUCUUUUCUUUUGUUAAUUUUGAAUAAAAAAAAUUAUUUAGUAAUUACAUUAAUUUGU
This is a messenger RNA of Gymnodraco acuticeps, 2366 nucleotides long. Its product is annotated as E3 ubiquitin-protein ligase TRIM39-like. The record is from RefSeq and is a predicted model, not a curated record. Lineage: Eukaryota; Metazoa; Chordata; Actinopteri; Perciformes; Bathydraconidae. The transcript is spliced from 2 exons. Gene Ontology annotation, molecular function: protein binding; zinc ion binding. The coding region runs from base 158 to 1540 and encodes 460 amino acids.